This is a messenger RNA of Phlebotomus argentipes, 813 nucleotides long. Its product is annotated as odorant receptor 85c-like. The record is from RefSeq and is a predicted model, not a curated record. Gene Ontology annotation, molecular function: odorant binding; olfactory receptor activity. The coding region runs from base 1 to 813 and encodes 270 amino acids. The transcript is spliced from 4 exons. Gene Ontology annotation, biological process: detection of chemical stimulus involved in sensory perception of smell; sensory perception of smell. Gene Ontology annotation, cellular component: plasma membrane. NCBI's taxonomy places the organism in Eukaryota, Metazoa, Arthropoda, Insecta, Diptera, Psychodidae.
AUGACCUUCCUCACAUUCGGCUACCUGCUUUAUCCUCUUCAACUCGCUCUGUAUCAAAAAUUGAUCGGAAUUGAGGAGAUUUCAUGGAAUUUGCCAAUAGCAGCAAAAUUUCCCUGGGACAUUUCUCCAAAUCCAGGCUACAAGAUUACCUACACAGCAGUUUGCUUUAAUAUCCUUUGGACGCUGCUCUAUGUCUUGUGCAUGGACACUUUCUUCUUCGGUGCCAUCAUUCACAUGUCAGCCUGCUUUCAAGACUUGCGAGCCAUGCUCGCAGAAACUGAUUAUAAUGACACCCAGGAAGACGAUGGUGUCUCUCUGAUCAAAGACGGUAACCGGCAGACGAAGUAUCGCCUGAUUGAUUGCAUCAAACUACACAAUUUGGCAAUUUCUUUUGUCCAAGACAUGGAAGCUGUUAUCAGUUUAUCGCUUUUUGUCUCCUAUUCCAUCAUUGUCUUCAUCAUAUGUGCAGUGCUGUUUCAAGCGUCCGAGCACAUGAUGAGCAACCAAAUUAUACGCGACUUGAUGUUUGUCGUGAGUGCGUUCAUCCAGUUACUUGUUUCCACCUCUUUUGGCGGUCUUAUCACACAAGAAGGCGAAGAAGUGGCAUUCGCCGUGUAUUCAACGCAAUGGUAUCGUCAACCGCCGAAAUUAAGGUUAUACUAUCACUUGAUCCUCCUGAGGAGUCAGAGAUCACUCUACUUAACUGCUCUCAACCUCUUCAACAGUUCCCUACAGAGCUUUACUCAGGUUAUCAGUGGAUCCACGAAAGCCUUUGCUUUGCUUCAAACGAUGCAAGAUAAAAGGAGCUACUAA